Acaulospora morrowiae is the source of this 1638-nucleotide messenger RNA. The record is from the annotation of a GenBank genome assembly. NCBI's taxonomy places the organism in Eukaryota, Fungi, Glomeromycota, Glomeromycetes, Diversisporales, Acaulosporaceae.
AUGUUCGGGCGGAUAGACCUUUUUGAAAGGAGGACCUUCACAUCUCAACCUCCUAUCACUUAUGCACGCGUCCUCCUAGUUUGGCUCAUGUUCACCCAAGUCUGCAGCGCGAGCUUGUAUCUAUAUACAAGUGAUAAUUCGAAAAUUAUCUUUUCAACUGUUGACUUUAUGUGGGUGAAUUCCUGUGAUUAUGGCUAUGUGAAUGGUAGUUUGGUCAUAGCUUCCUUUCUCGGUGACAAAUCUGAUCCUUGCACCCUGAACCCAGUUCCAGACAAUACUUCCAUCCUGUUGGUGCCCUUCGAGGAUGGUCUGAAUAAUGGGUGUUCUUCUUAUUCCGACGUUAUCUUAAGCAAUCCGUGGCUUCAAAUACCGCGAGAUAUCCCCGGACUGCGAAGUUUUCACGUGAUACGUAGAUCGAUUUAUGCACCACAAUGCCCAUCGACAGUAGUGAUCUUUACAUCCACAAAUAAUGGAGACCCCGGUGUAAGGGAACGAUAUAUGGGUGAUUCUCGGUUUCUCUCGAAGGCCAGAUCCGCAUUAGUGUUGAUCAGGACUGUGGAUGCAGCCAAGGUCAUCAAUCUCUUCAACGAAACUUCCAAUGCCAUGGUCACUCGAGAUAACGGCUCUUGGAUAAUGCUACUCAAUAGCAAAGGCUUGCUGAUAUGGUCAAUCGUCUUUGGGAUACUGUACGGAUGCGUAGCAGUGUCGGCAUUCUAUCUUACCUCUGUUGGCAUCUACAAACAUGGCCUCACACUGACCAAUCCAAGACCAUGGUUACUUAUGGGAGUUGGGUUAAGCUCUGCGAUUAUGCUAGAAUAUGAUCCCUGGGCUAUGCAUUAUGACCGCUUGUCUGAACUUCAAUAUGAGAUCGUUCAAAUGUCGGGAUACUUUAUUUUAUGUAUAUGCUAUGCGAUUUUCUUGUUUCCAUGGAUAAAAGCCACUCGUAACAUAUCCGAAGAACUAGAUUACCGGACGCCCCUAGUUCGUAAAUUGUGCCGUGUAUUUCAUUUGGGGUUGUUCUUUGCCGUCUUGGUCAAAAGUGUUGCUUUGAUAUUUUGCCUUUUUGGUUUCACACCAACGAUCAACAUCAAAAGGGACAUCAGUAAAAUUAUUUAUAUUGUGAUGGAGUCUGUUUUCACGUUCUUUGCCAUUUUCACCUAUGCGAUAUUUGGAAUAAUAAUGGUGUUAGCAAGGAAAUGUGAACACGAUUCGAUUCGGCAAAAUGCCAAUGCACAAAUACGAAGAUCGAGGACGUAUCGGGAGAUUGUUAAGUCAGGCAUUUUGACAAUAUCUCUGAUUCUGUCCCUACUCUUCAUCACCGUUCACACGAUAUUUACCAUCUUCUUACCACCAACCAUUCAUAAUUUUUGGAUAGUUCGCAUCCUUGAUGAUUUGUCGUUAGUUUUCGGAUGUUUGGUUCUCUUGAUUGCAUUACAGUACAACGCAGUUGGAAAGUACUCUCAUAUGUUAUAUACCGGAAGUAGUGAUGAAAAUGCGACCGAAAGUACAGUAUCUCCUCCGAUUUCUAGGGAUUCCUCAUUUCAUAAUAGCAACAACAGUGGUGCGGAAGCUACGGAUUCUCGGGGGAAACGAAACACUGUAGAGAUCUUGUUUGGGCGAAGAAGCUUGGGAUUUUAG